Messenger RNA from Magallana angulata, 1261 nucleotides. Its product is annotated as ankyrin repeat domain-containing protein 1-like. Gene Ontology annotation, molecular function: protein binding. The transcript is spliced from 3 exons. The coding region runs from base 41 to 724 and encodes 227 amino acids. NCBI's taxonomy places the organism in Eukaryota, Metazoa, Mollusca, Bivalvia, Ostreida, Ostreidae. The record is from RefSeq and is a predicted model, not a curated record.
GAAUAGUUUACAUUGUAGUAAAAGAACGAGAGAGAGCGAAAUGGCUAUAUCAUUAAUUGAAGCAAUUCGAAGUGGGGAUGUUACACUCGCCAAAAAAUUAUUAGCACAGAGGAAAUUUACAUGUUUGAACUCGCAGACGGCCAGAAAUGAUGGGACUGCACUGUACUGGGCCUGCUGCCUGGGGUAUUUAGAGCUGGCCCGGUCCCUCCUGGAACAAGGGGCUAACCCCAACACCCUCACCGCCUGGAGGGGCUCCCCCCUACAUGCAGCCUGUGACAAUGACCAGUUCGAUGUUGCACAAUUGUUGAUGAAGUUCGGAGCUAACGUGAACCAGCAAACCAAGAGUGGGGACACACCGUGCCACCUAGCGGCGUACCGCGGCUACUCCCUGAUCGUCCAGCUACUGGUGGAGGGGGGUGCCUCCCUCAGGGUGGUCAACAAUAAAUGCAGGACACCUCUGGAAGACGCCCAAAGCAGGGGCCACACCGAGAUCGUCAGAUACAUCUCAGCUGUCAACAAAAUCCGCUCUGAACCUUACAGAAGGACAGACUGGGAGUCCCAGAUCACCUCAUCCAUGCAAAAAAUGCACAUGUUCCCGAGUGACAACGGCAACGGUUACUACUGGGCAGAAAAUCCCGACCAUUUCUCAGUUCAAUCCGAAAACAAUUUAUCGCUUUUGUCCCACAAGGAAUCUCCAUCAAAAAUGACCUUCCGGAAUCUUUAACCGUUCCUGAUUUGAUUUCUAUGAAAACAUUGGAGCGGAUUUGUGCCUGGCACCGGUGAAGAGCCGCGCAAUCCUCGGAUCUGUAUUGGAUAUAGUUAUUUAAUUGUGGAAAACGAGAUUGUGAACUGGGCGGUGAUUGGUCGAUUUUUCCAAUCCAUUUCCUGGUCGGAGAGAGUGAUUUAUCGCGACAGAACAUAAUAUACAUACAUGAGUAUAUAUAAAGGCCAUUGAUUAUUUUACUAGAUCUCGGAUCGAGACGUCGCUGCGCAACAAGAGUACUCCAAGUAACACUGGGUACAUACUGACUGUUAAAGUUGUUGUUACUGAAUGGUGCUACCUUUUACUCUCAUUCACGAAAAGUCCCUGAUAUUGUCUGUUAUUUAUAUAUUGUAUAUGAAGCCAUCGUCUUUCAAUGUGUACAUUCUAAGUCGUCACAAUUCCUUUUUUUAUGUUGAGCUGUGGUGUGCAUCUAGCGCACGCACAAAGUUGUUGUUAUAUUUUCUAUAUUGUUAUCCGUGAUAAAAUCUUUUAAAAGAA